Messenger RNA from Peronospora belbahrii, 693 nucleotides. The record is from the annotation of a GenBank genome assembly. Lineage: Eukaryota; Oomycota; Peronosporomycetes; Peronosporales; Peronosporaceae.
AUGUGGCGCGCAUGUCGAGCUGUAGCAUUCCACCAGCUGAGAUGCAAGAUUGCUCGAACGCCUGUUGCCAGCGUGCCACAGCACCUGGGCAGCGUCAACUGGUACUUUACGAGUAUCGCCGGCGUCGAUCGUGACUUACUGCUUACUUGUUCGGCCCGCGACGUGUGCGAGAAAUUAGGCAAAUCGAGGACUGGAAGCGUAGCGAAAGCACUUGAGUUAAAGCUGGCCGACGCCAUUGCUCGCGAGGAUGUGACGAGUGAAGAGAUUAUCGAUCUGUUCACUGCAGCUCAGAAGACACGUGCGGUAUCCGUCAUGCUGAACGCUUUCAACUUUCUCGAGACCAAGUUUCCGUCACACAUCAACUUUGCCGUAUAUGGUGAAGUGUUCCGCAUUAUCGCCCGCAAGAAUAACCCCAAGCGCCUCAUCGAGAUUUAUGAGACAUCCAAGCCGCAUUUCAAGGCGGUGCCUGAAAUGAUCUACCGCUUUGGUAUUGUAGGGUAUUUGCAGAACAACGACAUGGAGUCAGCCCUUAAGAUUUGGCAAGAAAUGGCAGAUGCUGGCCAUGAGACGACGAACGAAAUCACGUCACGACUCAUGAUGGCGUAUGCACGCCAUGGUGACGUAGAGAAGGUGCAAGAGCUCUAUGAGUCUGUGGACCCCCCAGAUCGGCUAUUGGCACGAAUCGUGUAUUGA